Molecule: messenger RNA, 3634 nt
Organism: Formica exsecta
Lineage: Eukaryota; Metazoa; Arthropoda; Insecta; Hymenoptera; Formicidae
Gene: Nhe1
Product: sodium/hydrogen exchanger 8
Exons: 5
Coding region: 244-2439 (731 amino acids)
Biological process (GO): proton transmembrane transport; regulation of pH; sodium ion transport
Cellular component (GO): Golgi apparatus; membrane
Molecular function (GO): sodium:proton antiporter activity
Source: RefSeq, a predicted model, not a curated record
AUAAAAGGGACAAAAAUUUCUUUAACCUGAUUGGUCAGCCAAGCGUUUCUCCACGUAUUUGUUACGUCAAAUGAGUGCACCUAUUUUCGAACUGUCCGACAUUCUAAUCCACUAGUCAAAUGUCAAUUCUCGCGAUGUCAUGCCGUCACGUGACCGAGCUCUAGCAAAAUAUUCGUACGACGAAAAAGAAAAACUGCGUGUUUGACUUCUGCUAUCUGCAAAAUAAUGCCUCGUCGUUGAAAGAUGAUGCGAGCGUUUCAAGUACAUUUCGUAUUGUUGCGCAAGUGGAGCCUCAUCGUCGGGAUCUUAUUACUGUGUAACAUUUCGCGACAUGUAUCCCAUGGGAUCGAGACGAUUAACCUCAAAAAUGAGAAUGUCACCGAUAGCAAGACUACGCUCGCGGUGACAAACAGUCCGAAUACCUUAAAUGUCACGACAAAUGUCGGUAUUUCGGCAGAUUUGUCUAGUACAACGCGAAUCACGAACAGUACAAACGUCGGUAGUCAUAACGUUAGUUCAAUCUCCACUGUAAAACCUCCUGUCACAUCUGUUAAUUCAACUGUAAACACCAAUGUUAUCAACGAUGGAACAACUGAGAAGAUCGGCACGAUAUCGCCAAGUUCUGUCAAUGAUAAGAAUGCAACGUUUAUCUCCAUAUCAUCGCAGAGUCCAGAUGCCGUCAACACAACGAACACUAGCACAACCACAGUUGCCCCGGCGGAACCGGUUCUUCCUGAUAAGGGUUCUGCUGAGGAGGAGCAUAACAGCUCGAUGUCCAUAUUCUUCGUAUUGUGUGUCUUAGCACUAGGAAUAUUAUUGAUACACCUGAUGCUGCAAACUAAUUUCAAGUACCUUCCUGAAUCAGUAGUGAUCGUCUUCUUGGGAGCUGCGAUUGGCAUGAUCAUAAAUCUCAUGUCGCAUCAGAAUAUAGCCAACUGGAGAAAAGAGGAGGCUUUUUCGCCGACCGCGUUUUUCCUGGUUCUACUUCCGCCCAUUAUAUUCGAAUCGGGAUACAAUCUGCAUAAGGGAAAUUUUUUCCAAAACAUUGGCAGUAUUUUAGUAUUUGCCAUUUUUGGAACGGCUAUCUCUGCGUUUGUCAUCGGCGCCGGAAUAUAUUUGCUAGGUCUGGCGCAAGUAGCGUACAAGCUCAGUUUCGUCGAGAGUUUUGCAUUUGGAUCACUGAUAUCGGCGGUGGAUCCUGUCGCAACGGUUGCAAUUUUUCAUGCUCUUGAUGUCGAUCCAGUCUUGAAUAUGUUGGUCUUUGGAGAAUCGAUUUUGAAUGACGCUAUUUCCAUUGUAUUGACAACUUCUGUCUUGGAGUCCAACAAUGCGACAACGACCAGUAAAGCUAUAAUACUUGGCUUGAAUCGAUUUUGCCUCAUGUUCUUUGCAUCAGCCGGAAUUGGCGUUGUUUUUGCUUUAAUAAGUGCAUUACUGUUAAAGCAUGUAGAUCUCAGGAAGAAUCCAUCUUUAGAGUUUGGCAUAAUGUUAGUAUUUACGUAUGCCCCAUAUGUUUUAGCAGAAGGCAUACAAUUGUCAGGAAUUAUGGCAAUUCUAUUCAACGGAAUAGUCAUGUCACACUAUACACAUUUUAACUUAUCAACUGUUACGCAGAUUACAAUGCAACAAACUAUGCGAACACUAGCCUUUAUAGCUGAGACUUGUGUUUUUGCAUACUUAGGAUUAGCAUUGUUUAGUUUUAGACAUAGGUUUGAGCCAGCAUUAGUCGUUUGGUCCUUAAUCUUGUGUCUGAUUGGAAGAGCUGCCAACAUAUUUCCAUUGGCCUUACUUGUUAAUCGUUUCCGCGAGCAUCAAAUCACAAAGAAAAUGAUGUUUAUCAUGUGGUUUAGCGGCCUGCGCGGUGCUAUAUCAUACGCACUAUCGCUUCAUUUAGAUUUCAGUGAUGAAACGCGCCAUGUUAUUAUAACAACGACACUUAUAAUCGUAUUGUUUACGACCUUAAUAUUCGGCGGUUCUACUAUGCCUCUGUUAAAAUUCUUAAGGGCAGAAAAGAAACAGAAGAGCAAUAGUAGGAGAAAGAAGAAGGAUAAGGAAGUUUCAUUGAGUAAAACCAGAGAAUGGGGACAAACUAUAGAUUCCGAAUAUUUGUCGGAACUCACAGAGGAGGAAAUGGAAGUGUCUUUCUUACAAUCACGGAUUCGUGGUUUUGCAAGAUGGGAUUUAAAAUUUUUCAUUCCAUUCUUCACAAGGCGAUUUACGCAACAGGAGCUAAAAGACUGCAAAUCACAGAUGACAGAUUUGACGAAUCAAUGGUACCAAGCUAUCAGAAUCAGUCCAAUAGAAUCGGACGAAGAGGCAACUACGGCAUCGACUGCCCAAUUAAACCUGAACAUUAGUAAAACGGCCAAGGAGCAAUCACACGGAAAAGAGAAGAACGGGCGUCCUAGACACGGAACUGAGGAGGAUUGGUCUGAUUAAAGUCCAACUUGUUCUCACUAAUGUUACGGAUUAUGUUUACUUACCUUUUAUCUGUAUUAAUUUUAUUUCAUAAUUUUUUAAUUAUGUAAUAUAUAUUUGUUGAGUAUGAAUGAGAGAAAAUAUUAUUUACACAAUCUGAUAUUUUUGUUGUACAUAUAGAGAUAUAUACAAAUAACCAAUUGUUCUUCACUUGUUAAUCUUGUUAUGUGCAAUAUUUAAAUUUUAUUUUUAAUCAUAAUAAAUUAUGAUAUUCAGUAAAAAUACAACGAAAAAAAAAUCUGUCGCAGGAAUAUAUAUAAUGAUAGUCUAAUAUUGUAUUAUAUCUACUAUUAUUUGAUUUAUUUGAUAUAUUAAUUGAAACCAUUGUGAUUUUAAUAAGUCAUAAGUUAUUUAAACAAACUUGGUAAAAAAAAUUAGCAAUAGUAUUUAGUAAAUUGAUUCAGAUAAUUUAUAACAUCUAGUUAUUAUUAUUAUUCUCACAGAAUUGUUAAAUUAUAUAUUUAUGCUAUAAAGAAAAAUGCCUUUUUAUUAAUUAUUCUAUAAUAAUAUUUGAACAAUGUAAAAUUAAUUACACGUUUGGACUUGCCAAAUACGUUUAAAUACGAAUAGCGUUAAAGUAAUUUAAAAUUAUGAUGAUUGAACAAAUACAUGAAUAUAAUGAGUAAAUCAUAAAUUAAAAUUAAAAAAAGAUCUGUUUUCUAGUUAUUAAUUACCUGUGAUGGUAUUGUUGCGAAAAAAUAUGUAUAUUAUUUGUCGUAAACACUUGCGAGCGUAUAUGUUUCGUUAUCAUAUCAUUCGUAGGUGAAUAUACGGUGAAUAUCUUAUCUUGCUUUCUCGAGGCCGAACAUUAACCCAUUAUACAAGUUUCGUAGUUAGAAAUCAGCUGGCGAAAAAUAAAUUUUAUUACGAACUGUACUCUACUGUAAAACGGAAUAAAAUUUGUAAUUGAUAUUGCAUUCGGCAGGUAAUAUACACAGCCUGAUGAUAGAAACGGAGAAAUAUUAACAGUUAUACACGCGACGAAUUCUAUAAAGUAUUUUCACUUUUUUUCUCGUUCGAUAUUUAAUAUAAAACAUAUUUGGAAAUAUGUAAACACAUUGUACCCUGCCCUUUAUGAUGACUGUAUAAUCUCAUUCAGGGAUAAUAAAGGUGAUAUAAUUUUGUGAUAUACAUAAUAAAAAGAAAAUCUAUAUAA